AUGGAACAAGCGCCACAAGCUCUCAACCGUUUCCGCGAUCAUUGGAAAACCAGCACGGCCGACGAUAAUGUAACACUCUACGGCUUUCGUCGUUUCAAGACCACUCACCUGCUCAACCUCCGUUUCCUAGAAAAUGAGAUAGCCGAGCUGGACCACAUCAUCUACCAAGCCGGUCUCAGCUUGGAAUUCAGCCCCACAGGAUGUGACCGACUUGGACUGAAGCAUUCCAGAAGAGACCAAGAUCUUCUUAACCCGCUUGCAGCAAUUGAUAAUGAGCUCGUCAAGAAGCUGCGCGGCCUGCUGCAGCAGUACGAUGAAGCACUACAAGCCUUCAAUAGUAUCAUGAGCAUGGAGACAUCCUUUCUAAUUGAUACUGGACAACAGGCCCGUCAGCGGACGGACUUAAACCCCUACGAAAUCUACAAAACCAGACUUUUGAGGAUAGAUCUCGGGCAACGUCUACGACAAGACCCAAUUCACCGCUUUGUGCGACGCUGCCUCUACAGCUUCCGGUUUCGUCAUCUGUCGAGAGAAUGGGAUGCCGAUAAUGGGUCUGUUGAGGCACAGGGCCCCGCUGAGAAGAAGGUGUAUCAGAAUACGGUACUCAUCGCUGAGAUACUUGCCCGUUUUCUCAUGGCGGCCUUGAUUGGGGUUUUCGUCGUAGUACCACUAACAACGUUGUCUUAUCAACCCAUGUCUACCUUGCUAAAGGUGACAAGCUUAGAGAUGAUGAUGGUGUCAACUGCUUAUGGGGCCAUCUUAACAGUUUUCAUAUCCAAUGUAUCAUAG
This is a messenger RNA of Colletotrichum aenigma, 789 nucleotides long. RefSeq lists its product as uncharacterized. The transcript is spliced from 3 exons. Lineage: Eukaryota; Fungi; Ascomycota; Sordariomycetes; Glomerellales; Glomerellaceae. The record is from RefSeq and is a predicted model, not a curated record. The coding region runs from base 1 to 789 and encodes 262 amino acids.